AUGGCCAACAAAGCACAGCAGCCUCCUCACCUGCAUCUGGCUGAGCUCACCGCGUCUCAGUUCCUGGACAUCUGGAAACACUUCGACGCUGACGGUAAUGGCUACAUCGAGGGGAAGGAGCUGGAGAACUUCUUCAGGGAGCUGGAGGUGGCCCGGAGAGGGGCGGGGGUGGACCCUUCAAACCCCACAUUCAGAGAAAAGAUGAAGGAGUUCAUGCAGAAGUUUGAUAAGAACAAAGAUGGAAGGAUUGAGAUGUCAGAGCUGGCCCAGAUUCUCCCCACUGAAGAGAACUUCUUGCUGUGCUUCAGAGAGUUUGUCAGCUCCAGUGCCGAAUUCAUGGUGGCGUGGCGGCGAUAUGACACAGAUCGCAGUGGCUACAUCGAAGCAAAUGAAUUGAAGGGCUUCCUGUCAGACCUGCUGCAGAAGGCCAACAGACACUACGAUGACCAGAAGCUGCAGGAGUACACACAGACCAUACUCCGGAUGUUUGAUCUGAAUGGAGAUGGGAAGCUGGGCCUGUCAGAGAUGGCCAGGCUUCUUCCUGUUCAGGAGAAUUUCUUACUCAAAUUCCAGGGUGUCAAGUUGACCACUGAGCAGUUCAAUGCCAUAUUCACAUUCUAUGAUAAGGAUGGGAACGGCUACAUCGACGAGCAGGAGUUAGAUGCUCUGCUACGAGACCUUUACCAGAAACACAAGAAGGAGGUGGACCUGAAGAACCUGUCGGGCUACAAGCAGAGCAUCAUGAACCUGUCUGAUGGAGGGAAGCUGUACCGUGGCGAGCUGGAGAUCGUCCUCUGCAGGGAGCCCAUCCCCUGA
Molecule: messenger RNA, 816 nt
Organism: Limanda limanda (common dab)
Lineage: Eukaryota; Metazoa; Chordata; Actinopteri; Pleuronectiformes; Pleuronectidae
Gene: calb2a
Product: calbindin 2a
Exons: 11
Coding region: 1-816 (271 amino acids)
Biological process (GO): regulation of long-term synaptic potentiation; regulation of presynaptic cytosolic calcium ion concentration
Cellular component (GO): nucleus; synapse; cytosol
Molecular function (GO): calcium ion binding
Source: RefSeq, a predicted model, not a curated record